This is a messenger RNA of Schistocerca nitens (vagrant locust), 1085 nucleotides long. It is a transcript of the gene Rpe, whose product is annotated as ribulose-phosphate 3-epimerase. Gene Ontology annotation, biological process: pentose-phosphate shunt; pentose-phosphate shunt, non-oxidative branch; carbohydrate metabolic process. Gene Ontology annotation, cellular component: cytosol. Lineage: Eukaryota; Metazoa; Arthropoda; Insecta; Orthoptera; Acrididae. Bases 61 to 756 code for a protein of 231 amino acids. The transcript is spliced from 4 exons. The record is from RefSeq and is a predicted model, not a curated record. Gene Ontology annotation, molecular function: D-ribulose-phosphate 3-epimerase activity; metal ion binding.
UACUCUUUGCAUUUCGUAUGUUUUGAUAGUAGUUGGUGUUUAGGUUAGAAUUUUAUCGUCAUGGGAGACGGCGUGACAUGUAAAAUAGGACCAUCCGUCUUAAAUGCUGAUCUUGCUAAAUUACAUGAUGAAUCGAAGCGUCUUGUUGAUGCUGGUGCAGAUUAUUUACAUUUGGAUGUUAUGGACGGUCAUUUUGUCCCCAACAUAACAUUUGGUCAUCCGGUAGUCAAAUGCUUAAGGGCUAAGAUUCCUAAAACAUUUUUCGAAACACACAUGAUGGUUUCGAAUCCUGACCAGUGGAUAGAUCCUAUGGCAGAUGCAGGAGUAAACCAGUACACAUUUCAUGUUGAGGCUUCGGAGGACGUAAAUGAAACGUGCCGAAGGGUAAGAGAAGCAGGCAUGAAGGUUGGAGUAGCCCUGAAACCAGGCACGUCAGUUGAAGCUGUCAAGGAGUAUGUUGAUGUCGCAGACAUGAUUCUAGUGAUGACUGUGGAACCAGGAUUCGGUGGCCAAAAAUUCAUGUCUGACAUGAUGGAAAAAGUCAGAUGGUUGCGUGAAAAUUAUCCUGCGCUGGACAUAGAGGUAGAUGGUGGCGUGGGGCCAUCCACAAUACAGCAGUGUGCUGAGGCAGGAGCCAAUAUGAUAGUCUCUGGAACUGCGAUAACAAGUGCUCCAGAUCCAAAGGACAUAAUAUCAACAAUGAGAAGUCAAGUGCAAGCAUCCAUUGAUAAAUUGAGGGUGCAAGUGGAAGUGUAAGGAUGAAGGAAUAGAGGAGUGUGCGCAUGCAAUAACACCCGAGACCCAAAAGCACACACAACUUUCCAUUACUAGAUGUAGUGUCAGUUGGUGGGUUCAAUAGCAGAUGAAAAUUGCUUUCAUUUGGAAGUAGUGAGAGGGUAUACUUCCAAAAGAAUGAUGUGGCAGCCAUUAUUUUAAGAGGAUGAGUAAUGGUGUUUUGUCACACCGAAUAAUGGGUUUUAAUGUUGAAGUCAUAUGUAAACAUUGUUUUGUACCUAUAGACUGGGUUGUUACUAUAAUAUGUAAUGAUUAUUUUUGUACGAAUAAAUUUUAUAGGGAUUCUUAAA